Molecule: messenger RNA, 6338 nt
Organism: Paramuricea clavata
Lineage: Eukaryota; Metazoa; Cnidaria; Anthozoa; Malacalcyonacea; Plexauridae
Source: the annotation of a GenBank genome assembly
AUGGCCCACCGUUUAAAGUCACUGGGAAUCAAACCCGAGUUUUCUACUCCAUUAUGGCCUCAAGGCAAUGCCCAAGUUGAGAGAUUUAUGCAACCCCUUGGAAAAGCACUCAAAACAGCCAAAAUCGAAGGUCGCCCAUGGAAGCAAGAGCUCAAUAGAUUCUUGCUACAGUAUAGGACGACACCACAAAGUCCUACCGGUGUUCCUCCGGCUGAACUACUCUUCAAUCAGACGGUACAAGGCAAGUUACCCAUUCUUCACAGGACGAACAUUGUGAACCGACCUAAGGAAGCUCGUGAAAAUGAAAACAAGCGACAGAAGUAUAACGAAAGAUAUGCAAACGAAAGGAGGAAUGCAAAGGAAAGUGGAAUCAAAGAGGGAGACUAUGUGUUGGUGAAACAACCUAAGGCAAAUAAACUAACGCCAAAUUUCAAUCAAACAUCUUAUGUUGUUAUUUAUCGGAACAAAACAGUAGUUAGAGAUAGAAAUAAAGAUGGACAUGAAAUAGAACGAAAUGUUUCACAUUUUAAAAAGAUACCCAAACCCAGCAAAGAUAAUGAAGAUAAGUCAGAGAAAACCGACGAUUUCAGUACAGAGAGUAACAAUCGGCGUACUCCAGAGGAAACAGUACAGUUUAACAUGAACAACCGUAAUAACAACAAUUAUGGUAACGGUAUGAAUGAGCACCCUCGACGGUCCACGAGAGUAAGAAAGCGACCCGAAAGAUACGGACAAACAUUACCGUCUAACAUUGUUACGUGACUUUUAUUAAAGUAAUAACUAUAGAUAAAUUAGUAUUAAUUUGUGAUAUGGACACAAUUUAUAUUCGAACAGUUAAAACAUUUAUGUUUUGUUAAAACAAAGGGAAUGGUGUAGUGAUGUCAUAGACUUGAGUGACAGAUAUAGUCAUGUGACCGGAGAGCACAUGGAAUCAUUAGGAUUAGUAUUUUGUAGCGUGCAGUUGAUAUUAGAAAUAAACUAUGUAAAAGAGAAUACAAAUAUUAUAAGGACAACGAUCCUGGCAGUGACGACAAGGUUCCUGGCGGUCAGGACAAGGUUCCUGGGGGUGAAGACAAGGUUCCUGGCGGUGAGGACAAGGUUCCUGGCGGUGACGACAUUGUUCCUGGCAGUGAGGACAAGGUUCCUGGCGGUGACGACAUGGUUCCGGGCGGUGAGGACAAGGUUGCUGGCGGUCAGGACAAGGUUCCUGGCAUUCACAAAUAGUUUCCUGGCGGUGAGGAGAAGGUUGCUGGCGGUGAGGACAAGGUUCCUGGCGGUAAGAACAAGGUUCCUGGUGGUGAGAACAAGGUUCCUGGCAGUAAGGACAAGGUUCAUGGCGGUGAGAACAAGGUUCCUGGCAGUGAGGACAAGUUUCCUGGCGGUGAGGACAAGGUUCCUGGCGGUGAGUACAAGGUUCCUGGCGGUGGCGACAAGGUUCCUGGCGGUGAGGACAAGGUUCCUGGCGGUGAGGACAAGGUUCCUGGCGGUCAGGACAAGGUUCAUGGCAGUGAGGACAACGUUCCUGGCGGUGAGAACAAGGUUCCUGGCGGUGAGGACAAGCUUCCUGGCGGUGAAGACAAGGCUCCUGGCUGUGAGGACAAGGUCUCUGGCGGUGAGGACAAGGUUCCUGGCGGUGAGGACAAGGUUCCUGGCGGUGAGGACAAGGUUCCUGGCGGUGAGGACAAGGUUCCUGGCAGUGAGGACAAGGUCCCUGGCGGUGAGGACAAGGUUCCUGGCGGUGAGGAUAAGGUUCCUGGCGGUGAGGACAAGGUUCCUGGCGGUGAGGACGAAGUUCCUGGCAGUGACGACAAGGUUUCUGGAAAUGAGGACAAGGUUGCUGGCGGUGAGGACAAGGUUCCUGGUCGUGAGGACAAGGUUCCUGCCGGUGAGGACAAGGUUCCUGGCGGUGAGGACAAGGUUCCUGGUGGUGAGGACAAGGUUCCUGGCGGUGAGGACAAGGUUCCUGCCGGUAAGGGCAAGGUUUCUGCAGGUGAGGACAAGGUUUCUGCAGGUGAGGAAAAGGUUCCUGGCGUUGAGGACAAGGUCCUGGCGAUGUGGACAAGGUUCCUGGCGGUGAGGACAAGGUUCCUGGCGUUGAGGACAAGGUUCCUGGCGGUGAGGACAAGGUUUCUGGCGGUGAGGGCCAGGUUCCUGGCGGUCAGGACAACGUUCCUGGCGGUUAGGACAAGGGUCCUGGUUGUGAGGACAAGGUUCCUGCGUGUGAGGACAAGGUUCCUGGCGGCGAGGACAAGGUUCCUGGCGGAGAGGACAAGGUUCCUGGUCGUGAGCACAAGGUUGAUGCCGUUGAGGACAAGGUUCCCGGCGGUGAGGACAAGGUUCCUGGCGGUGAGGACAAUGUUCCUUGUCGUGAGGACAAGGUUCCUGCCGGUGAGGACAAAGUUCCUGCCGGUGAGCACAAGGUUCCUGGCGGUGAGGACAAGGUAACUGGCGGUGAGGACAAGGUUCCUGACGGUGAGGACAAGGUUCCUGACGGUGAGGACAAGGUUCCUGGCGGUGAGGACAAGGUACCUGGCGGUGAGGACAAGGUUCCUGGCGGUGAGGACAAGGUUCCUGGCGGUGAGGACAAGGUUCCUGGCGGUGAGGACAAGGUUCCUGGCGGUGAGGACAAGGUUCCUGGCGGUGAGGACAAGGUUCCUGGUGGUGAGGACAAGGUUCCUGGCAAUGAGGACAAGGUUCCUGAAUGUGAGGACAAGUUUCCUGGCGGUGGGGACAAGUUCCUGAUGCUGAGGACAAGGUUCCUGGCGGUUAGGACAAGGUUCCUGGCAGUGAGGACAAGGUUCCUGACGGUGAGGACAAGCUUCCUGGCGGUGGGGACAAGUUCCUGGUGGUGACGACAAGGUUCCUGGCGGUGAGGACAAGGCUCCUGGCAGCGAGGACAAGGUUCCUGAUGCUGAGGACGAGGUUCCUGACGAUGAGGACAGGGUUUGUGGCGGUGAGGACAAGGCUUGUGGUAGUGAGGACAAGGUUCCUGACGGUGAGGACAAGGUUCCUGGCUGUGAGGACAAGGUUCCUGGCGGUGAGGACAAGGUUCCUGGCGGUGAGGACAAGGUUCCUGACGGUGACGACAAGGUUCAUGACGGUGAGGACAAAGUUCCUGGCGGUGUGGACAAGGUUCCUGCCGGUGAGGGUAAGGUUGCUGCGGUUGAGGACAAGGUUUCUGGCGGUGAGAACAAGGUUCCUGGAGGUGAGCACAAGGUUCCUGGCGGUGAGGACAAGGUUCCUGGCGGUGAGGACAAGGUUCCUGGCGGUGAGGACAAGGUUCCUGCCGGUGAGGACAAGGUUUCUGGCAGUGAGGACAAGGCUCCUGCCGGUGAGGAGAAGGUUCCAGGCAGUGAGAACAAGGUUCCUGGCAGUGAGGAGAAGGUUCCUGGCGGUGAGGAUAAGUUCCUGGUGGUAGGAACAAGGUUCCUGGCGGUGAGGACAAGGUCCCUGGCGGUGAGGACAAGGUUCCUGGCGGUGAGGACAAGGUUCCUGGCGGUGAGGACAAGGUUCCUGGCAGUGAGGACAAGGCUCCUGAUGCUGAGGAAAAGGUUCCUGACGAUGAGGACUGGGUUCGUGGCGGUGAGGACAAGGCUUGUGGUAGUGAGGACAAGGUUUCUGGCAGUGAGGACAAGGCUCCUGCCGGUGAGGAGAAGGUUCCAGGCAGUGAGAACAAGGUUCCUGGCAGUGAGGAGAAGGUUCCUGGCGGUGAGGAUAAGUUCCUGGUGGUAGAAACAAGGUUCCUGGCGGUGAGGACAAGGUCCCUGGCGGUGAGGACAAGGUUCCUGGCGGUGAGGACAAGGUUCCUGGCGGUGAGGACAAGGUUCCUGGCGGUGAGGACAAGGUUCCUGGCGGUGAGAACAAGGUUCCUGGCAAUGAGGACAAGGUUCCUGGAAAUGAGGGGCAGGUUCCUGGCAAUGAGGACAAGGUUCCUGCCGGUGAGGAUACGGUUCCUUUGGGUGAGGACAAGGUUCCUGCCGGUGAGGACAAAGUUCCUGGCGGUGAGGACAAGCUUCCUGGCGGUGAGGACAAGCUUCCUGCCGGUGAGGACAAGGUUCCUGGCGGUGAGGACAAGCUUCCUGACGGUGAGGACAAGGUUCCUGACGGUGAGGACAAGGUUCCUGGCGAUGAGGACAAGGUUCCUGGCGGUGAGGACAAGGUUCCUGGCGGUGAGGACAAGGUUCCUGGUGGUGAGGACAAGGUUCCUGGCAAUGAGGACAAGGUUCCUGAAUGUGAGGACAAGGUUCCUGGCGGUGGGGACAAGUUCCUGAUGCUGAGGACAAGGUUCCUGACGUUGAGGACAAGGUUUGUGGCGGUCAGGGCAAGGCUUGUGGCAGUGAGGACAAUGUUCCUGACGGUGAGGACAAGGUUGCUGGCGGUGAGGACAAGGUUUCUGGCGGUGAGGACAAGGUUCCUGGCGGUGAAGACAAUGUUCCUGGCGGUGCGGACAAGGUUCCUGGCGGUGAGGACAAAGUUCCUGGCGGUGCGGACAAGGUUCCUGGCGGUGAGGACAAGGUUCCUGACGGUGAGGAGAAGGUUCCUGACAGUGAGGACAAGCUUCCUGGCGCUGGGGACAAGUUCCUUGUGGUGAGGACAAGGUUUCUGGCGGCGAGGACAAGGUUCCUGGCAGUGAGGACAAGGUUCCUGAUGCUGAGGACAAGGUUCCUGACGAUGAGGACAGGGUUUGUGGUGGUGAGGACAAGGCUUGUGGUAGUGAGGACAAGGUUCCAGACGGUGAGGACAAGGUUCCUGGCUCUGAGGACAAGGUUCUUGGCGGUAAUGACAAGGUUCCUGCCGGUGAGGACAAGGUUCGUGAUGCUGAGGACAAUGUUCCUGACACUAACGACAAGGAUCCUGCCGGUGAGGACAAGGUUCCUGGCAGUGAGGACAAGGUUCCUGGCGGUGAGGACAAGGUUCCUGGCGGUGAGGACAAGGUUCCUGGCGGUGAGGACAAGGUUCCUGGCGGUGAGGACAAGGUUCCUGGCAGUGAGGACAAGGUUCCUGGCAGUGAGGACAGGGUUCCUGGCAGUGAGGAGAAGGUUCCUGACAGUGAGGACAAGCUUCCUGGCGGUGGGGACAAGUUCCUGUUGGUGAGGACAAUGUUCCUGGCGGUGAGGACAAGGUUCCUGGCAGUGAGGACAAGGCUCCUGAUGCUGAGGAAAAGGUUCCUGACGAUGAGGACUGGGUUCGUGGCGGUAAGGACAAGGCUUGUGGUAGUGAGGACAAGGUUCCUGACGGUGAGGACAAGGAUCCUGGCUGUGAGGACAAGGUUCCUGGCGGUGAGGACAAGGUUCCUGGCGGUGAAGACAAGGUUCCUGCCGGUGAGGACAAGGAUCCUGAUGCUGAGAACAAUGUUCGUGACACUGAGGACAAGGAUCCUGCCGGUGAGGGCAAGGUUCCUGGCAGUGAGGACAAGGUUCCUGGUGGUGAGGACAAGGUUCCUGGCAAUGAGGACAAGGUUCCUGGCGGUGAGGACAAGGUUUCUGGCGGCGAGGACAAAGUUCCUGGCGGUAAGGACAAGGUUCCUGGCGGUGAGGACAAGGUUCCUGGCGGUGAGGAAAAGGUUCCUGAUGGCGAGGGCAAGGUUCCUGCCGGUGAGGACAAGGUUCCUGCCGGUGAGGACAAGGUUACUGCCGUUGAGGACAAGGUUCCUGGCGGUGAAGACAAGGUUUCUGGCGGUGAGGACAAGGUUCCUGGCGGUGAGGACAAGGUUCCUGGGAAUGAGGACAAGGUUCCAGGCAAUGAGGAGCAGGUACUGGCAAUGAGGAGCAGGUACCUGGCAAUGAGGACAAGGUUCCUGACUGUGAGAACAAGCUUCCUGGUGGUGGGGACAAGUUCCUGGUGGUGAGGAGAAUGUUCCUGACACUGGGGACAAGGAUCCUGCCGGUGAGGGCAAGGUUCCUGGCAGUGAGGACAAGGUUCCUGGCGGUGAGGACAAGGGUCCUGGCAAUGAUGACAAGGUUCCUGGCGGUGAGGACAAGGUUCCUGGCGGUGAGGACAAGGUUCCUGAUGGCGAGGACAAGGUUCCUGCCGGUGAGGAGAAGGUUACUGCCGGUGAGGACAAGGUUCCUGGCGGUGAAGACAAGGUUUCUGGCGGUGAGGACUAGGUUCCUGUCGGUGAGGACAAGGUUCCUGGCAAUGAGAACAAUGUUCCUGGAAAUGAGGAGCAUGUUCCUGGCGGUGAGGACAAGGUUCCUGACGGUGAGGACAAAGUUCCUGGCGGUGAGGACAAGGUUCCUGGCGGUGAGAACAAGGUUCCUGGCGGUGAGGACAAGGUUCCUGGCGGUGAGGACAAGGUUCCUGGCGGCGAGGACAAAGGUCCUGGCGGUGAGGACUAG